This is a messenger RNA of Sinocyclocheilus anshuiensis, 652 nucleotides long. RefSeq names its product SFT2 domain containing 1 (gene sft2d1). Gene Ontology annotation, cellular component: membrane. Gene Ontology annotation, biological process: vesicle-mediated transport. The record is from RefSeq and is a predicted model, not a curated record. The coding region runs from base 131 to 616 and encodes 161 amino acids. Lineage: Eukaryota; Metazoa; Chordata; Actinopteri; Cypriniformes; Cyprinidae. The transcript is spliced from 8 exons.
GCGAUUAGAUGAAGGGCGGGGCUUAUGGGAAUACGGGUGGGGAAAAGUAACGUCCUUUUUGUGUCAGUGCUGAACUUCGAGGAAGUGUUGGAUAAUUUCAACAAGGCACUGUUUCACCUGCCGAGCAACGAUGGACAAGUUGCGUCGUGUAUUAAGUGGUCGAGAGGAAAAUGAAGAAGUGGGACUUACAGCACAGAUCCUGGAUAGCACAACACUCAGUUUCGGCACACGGGUGAAGUGGUUCGUCAUUUGUUUCGCAGGAGGGGUCCUGUGCUCAAUACUUGGAACUGCACUCCUCUUCUUGCCUAAUACUGGUGGUAAAUUGUUUGCUGUAUUCUACACCCUUGGAAAUAUUGCAGCACUUUCAAGCACCUGUUUCCUGAUGGGCCCUUUCAAACAGCUGAAGCGAAUGUUUGAGCCCACCAGGCUUAUAGCCACCAUUAUGAUGCUGCUAUUCCUUGUGCUGACAUUAUGUGCAGUGUUUUGGUGGAACAAAAAGGGUCUGGCGAUCAUCUUCUGCAUUUUGCAAUUUUUGGCCAUGACAUGGUACAGCAUCUCCUACAUUCCAUUUGCACGGGAUGCUGUUAUGAAGUGUUUCACCUCCUGUUUGAGCUAAAGCAUCCAGUAAUUCAUCUGACGACCAGUCCUGCAU